AUGAAUAGUUCCGCCGUGAUCCUGGGGCAGGCGGCUGACCCAGGAACGGGCCUUGCCGGGGAGGGUAAUACCGAAUGGCAGACGUUACAUUGCAGCAAAGAUGCGCUGACGGAUUUGUUCGGCUGGUUCCUGCAGGGCAUACUGGCCACUCUCGCCUUUACCUGCCUUAUCGCUAAACGUUUCUGCGAACCUCAGUACAAUCGACGCUCAUGGGAGACCUGGUGGUACGACACAUCCAAGCAGGGUAUCGGUGCCUUGGUGAUCCACAUGGCCAACGUUUACUUGGCCCCAUUAUUUCAAGGAGACCCCUGUACCUGGUACAUUAUCAACUUCCUGUUGGACUCCACGAUCGGGUUGUUCAUUAUUUACAUCGGCAUUAAAACCUGUCAGUAUUUGGCGCGGAAAAAGAAAUGGGAUGCCAUCAAUUUCGGUGAAUAUGGUGCCCCAAAAUCUUGGUUUUAUCAAACGUGUAUCUACGUGUGCCUGAUGGUGGUCGUUAAGCUCAUAACGACCCUAAUCAUUCAGCUCGACGUUUGGGACAACGUGAAAAACUUUGUUUUAUCUCCGUUCAAAGAUCCACGAAUAGAGCUAGCCGUCGUGAUGCUUGUUAUACCGUUCUUUGUCAAUAUUCUUAUCUUUUGGGUAACAGAUAACUUCCUGAUGAGACACACGCGCAAAAAGCGCAAUACGGCGGCCAGCAGCUCCCAUCACGCUCAUGGUCGCGAGCACAGUUUACUACAAAAAGUAAAAUACAAAAUGAUACACAAAACCAAACCAAAUGACUCAGAAUCUGAUACUCUUUUGUCAGGCGAUGAAGAAAUUUUAAGCUUCAGUCCGCCCAACGGUGGUGGCGGUGGUGGUGGUGGACAUGGUAUUGCCAGUAACCGAUCGGUAAUGGGACGCCACUAUCACCACACCCACCCGACUGCUUUCCACCAUCAUCAACAUCAUCACGCAUAUCUGCAGACGACGUCGAUCGCGGACGGAUCGUCCACAAUGCAGCCAACGGGGGGUGGCGGAGGUGGUGGAGGAACAUCCUCCCUGCUAACCCCGCUAGAUAUGGACACGGCAAUUAUACUGACCUCCACGCGGACAUCACCCGGUCCCACCAACCGGCAAAGCACAGUACAGCAGCGCACCAGUGUCAUUAACAUUUAA
Anopheles marshallii is the source of this 1158-nucleotide messenger RNA. RefSeq names its product store-operated calcium entry regulator STIMATE-like. The coding region runs from base 1 to 1158 and encodes 385 amino acids. NCBI's taxonomy places the organism in Eukaryota, Metazoa, Arthropoda, Insecta, Diptera, Culicidae. The transcript is spliced from 6 exons. Gene Ontology annotation, cellular component: membrane. The record is from RefSeq and is a predicted model, not a curated record.